CACCCGCAUUUGCCACACAUGCUCACUUGAAUCUCGUCCAUGCUCCUUCGAGACUACGCGGGGAUAUUUUAUGGACGCGAUCUGUCUUUGGCUCCCUGCACUCCUUCAACUCUUCCUAAACCUUUCCACCCCUCUAUUCUUAUGAUCCUAUCACGUCACAAUACUGCCCACCAUGAGCAAAUUCGGAGUUAUGGUAAUGGGUCCCGCAGGGGUAGGCAAGUCUACGUUCUGCGCCAGUCUGAUAACACACCUUCAGUUGAAUCGACGUUCUGCCUUCUACGUGAACCUCGACCCGGCUGCUGAGCACUUUGAACACCAGCCCGAUCUUGAUAUCAAAGACUUAAUAUCAGUCGAGGAUGUGAUGGACGAAAUGCAGCUCGGUCCAAAUGGGGGACUGGUCUACUGCUUCGAAUAUCUUAUGCAAAAUCUUGACUUUUUGACUGAGGGCCUGGAGUCGCUCACAGAGGAAUAUCUCAUCAUCUUCGACAUGCCUGGCCAGAUCGAACUGUAUACACAUAUCCCCAUCGUCCCGGACCUGGUCAAAUUCCUGUCACGGCCCGGCGCGCUCGACAUCCGGUUAUGCGCGGCGUACCUGCUCGAAGGAACUUCGGUACUCGAUCAGUCCAAAUACUUCUCCGGCUCGCUCAGCGCAAUGAGCGCCAUGAUUAUGCUGGAGUUGCCGCACAUCAACAUCCUAAGCAAGUGGGACCUGGUUAAGGAUCAACUCCCGAAGAAGCAACUCAAGCGUUUCAAGACACCGGAUACGACCCUAUUGGAGGACGACCCAGCGGAUGUUGCACGGAGGAAGGCGGGCAUUCACAUUGACCCGCAUAAUUGGGAUUCCAAAGAUCAGGAUGCGGUUCUGUCGGGGACUACGUUUAAGCGGUUGAACAACGCGGUGGCAAAUCUGAUCGAGACCUUCAGCCUGGUCGAGUACUUCGAACUCGAUUGUACCGACGAGGAGAGUGUUGGAGCGAUUCUCAGCCACCUGGAUUACGUUAUUCAGUAUCACGAGGCCCAAGAGCCGAAGGAGCCGCCGGAUGAGGAGGAGUAGGAUAGAAAACGGGCGCCUCAGUAAGGCAGAAGGGAAAGAGAGAACAAGGAGGACCGGAAAAGAGAGGGGGGAAGAAAAGGAAAGGGACGAGAGGCGUUCAUAAGAGACGGCAUGGUUCUGUGGCCUCGGUGUUUCGGGUUGCUUAACUUGGUUUCGGCGUCUCAAAAGAACAGCAUUUGCAUGGGGACGGAGUUCGUUUGGGAUAGUUUA
This is a messenger RNA of Chaetomium strumarium, 1264 nucleotides long. RefSeq names its product GPN-loop GTPase. Gene Ontology annotation, molecular function: GTPase activity. NCBI's taxonomy places the organism in Eukaryota, Fungi, Ascomycota, Sordariomycetes, Sordariales, Chaetomiaceae. The transcript has 2 exons. The coding region runs from base 173 to 1054 and encodes 293 amino acids. The record is from RefSeq and is a predicted model, not a curated record.